CAGUGGUCAGACUAAGGUCGCUCACCCGGCCUGCAGUUGUGUCCAUACCACAUGAAUCACCAUGAAGGCAGGGGAUUGACACUGAUAAAAAUGCUAAUUUCAGCUAACAUUUUGUUUUCUGAAUUUGUAAUUGUUUGCAAUAUUUCAACAGACCCUAACUGAUAUGUUUCUGCCUUUUACCCAAAUUCUUCUUUCCUCUUUCCUCUGUUUGCCUGUUGCACUCUGUGCUUGUUUCAGGCAUCUACACUGGCAAACACCCUGUCAAUCACAACAACGGAGUCACGAAGCACUCCCACCAGGGAAUCAAUAAACUGCACUGACCACUGCAUAUUUGCACUCUGGACCCCUGGACAUUGUGCAGCACACGCCAACGCUGCAUUCUGCUGAAGAACAUCUCUGCUCCUCAUCCCUGCACUGAUACCUCUGGGUAGGGCUCUGGAGACUGCACGCCAGGAGGCCUGGGUUGGGUGAAUGCACUGAAGAAUGACCUCGGUUUGGAAAGCAAUGGCAGGUGGACCACUGCUCACUUUGAGCCUCGCUCUGGUCGUCCUUUGGGCUGAAGUGCAGGGGAACGGAGAGGGUAAGAAAGUAUCAGGCAGUUCCACCGUCUAUCUCAGCCAGGACAGAGACAUCUGGAGGCCACUGAUCUACACAACAGUCAACAUCAGUGAGAUCAACAGCAUCAAGUCAUCCUUUCAGUUCCGGACGUUUGACCCUGAAGGCACCAUUUUCUACGGAGAUACCAAAAAUGGGGAGGACUGGUUUGUUUUGUCCCUGAAAGAUGGCAUCCCUUUGAUGCAGAUCAGCAAAGCAGACAUACUUAUUAGUGUGGCAGGAGGCCCCAAGCUUAACGAUGGGAAAUGGCACACUCUGGAAGUGAGCAACCAUGGGAAAUUUGUAAUUCUGGAGGUGGACGGCUCUGAGGGAGUGACGGUAGGUAUGCAGUCCAAACAGACAGAGGAGGACAUUUCCGGUGAACUUCGACUGGCCCUUGGUGGGAUCCUGAUCAAAAAGGAACAGAUGAUUAUUCAGUUUGAGCCGCAAAUGGAUGGCUGUGUGCGGCAAGGCAACUGGCUGAACCUCAGCACCCCCUGGGAAAUAGAGGCUGAGGACCUCUGGCCUUGCUACCAAAACAUCCGACCUGGCAGCUACUUUUCUGGCAAAGGAUUGGCCGUUUUCAACACCUCAGUUUUUCUAACUGAGGAAGAUGAUGGGCUCAAGAUUGAAUUGUGGAGUGAUUUCACUCAGAUGGAUGGAACCGUUUUGAGCAUCAAGGCUCCUGGACAGGACCUGAUGUUCACUUUAGUAGCCAAUAACAACACAAAGGUGGUCACAUUUGCUCUCGGCGAAAACAAAAUCAACAUGAAAAGCACUUUAAGAGGACUGCUGAUACAUUUUAUGAAGGAUUCACUGACACUGCAUGCAGAUGAAAGUGAUCUUGAAAGGACUGAUAGCAUCAUGCCAGUGAACCACCCUGGGUAUCUGACAACUUGGAGAGAGGGACAUCUUACCGUUGGAGGUCUUUUGGGUGACGGUGAGGACAAUGUUGGUUCCCAGUUCUUGACAGGCUGUCUGAGGAAGAUACAGGUACAAGAGAAGGAUUUGGAUCUGGAUUUCGCGGUCAAACACAUGUCGAUCUCCUCUCACAGUUGCCCUGCGUAGCGUAGAUCACAACACCAUGCAUAUGCUGUAUGUGAACUAAAUGUUUGCAUUUAUUAGAAUCAAAAAAUUGUAUUUUUAAAUAGAUAUUUCCUCAACUUUUAACAGAAUACAAAGAUAAAUCUGAGAAUUGUGAGCAGUUCUGUGACCUUGGUACAUGCAAUAGUAUGCCUCUAAAUAAUAUAUCAUUCUCCUUAAAGUUGCUUCUGAAUAACAUUAAUUUCACAGUUGGACUUAAAGCAAAAAUAAGUUCUAAAGAUAGACCCUGAGCCCAGUUUUACUAAGAUCGAGGAUUUAGGACGUGGAAUUUGCUCCCUCUAGUGGAUUAUUAAAAAUGUUAAAUUCAUGCCGUCCAGUCUUGUGUAUGAUGUCAUCUAAUACUAGAUGUAUUUUAAAUCAGAAGACAUGCUUGUCAUCUUUAAAUGAGAAAGGAAAAAGAAAUAGGAGCAAACUUUAUUCAAAAAUUAAACGACUCAUGCAGUUUU
Molecule: messenger RNA, 2144 nt
Organism: Amphiprion ocellaris (clown anemonefish)
Lineage: Eukaryota; Metazoa; Chordata; Actinopteri; Pomacentridae
Gene: shbg
Product: sex hormone-binding globulin
Exons: 8
Coding region: 484-1662 (392 amino acids)
Molecular function (GO): steroid binding
Source: RefSeq, a predicted model, not a curated record